UUCUGGGCCUCUUGUUAAUACUGAAAUGCCUUGCCUUUAGAUUGGAUAGUAGGAAUGAAAAAUUCAGGACAUGGAGGGAAACACCAGCAAUGGCUGAUGGUUCUCAUUCUCUCUUGCAGAGUAUGCCAAGGGAUCUGCUGUUCUCUUAUGACCACCUCACAAAGGACAGUGGAGUCAUCCUAGUGGAGAUUCUCUACUGCUACCCACCCAUGGCCACACACUCCAUUCUUCAGGCCACCAUCUGGACCCACCAUGUCCACUUUCUGGAAGAAAAGGUCCUCCCGCAUGGGGCAACCUUCACUAUCUGGAAUGUAGGCAAGCAAGGGUCGAAGGUUGUUGCUUAUUGUGACACGGCUGCAAAGAAGAUGGAGAAGGCCUUCUCGCUAGGGGGCUCUCUGGAAAGGCCCAAGCCUGGGGUUUGGAUCCUGCACUUCCCAGCAGCCGGGGUGCCCGUCAUCAUCUGCUAG
Acinonyx jubatus (cheetah) is the source of this 467-nucleotide messenger RNA. Its product is annotated as UDP-GlcNAc:betaGal beta-1,3-N-acetylglucosaminyltransferase-like protein 1. The record is from RefSeq and is a predicted model, not a curated record. NCBI's taxonomy places the organism in Eukaryota, Metazoa, Chordata, Mammalia, Carnivora, Felidae.